AUGACAAAAAUUGCCGCACUCAAGGGUAUCUCCCGUCCGCACAAGCAUUCUAGUUCUCGCCAACGAAGAACGAACAGGCGUGACCACACGUGGGCAGACGUGUCUGAUGACGACCUGAGCGUAAAGCGCUCCAGGAAGGCUCAAAUCAAAGGCCCAAAAGGCCCCAAAACCUUUUCUCCCUUGCCUGUUGGGUCAGGUUCAUGGACGAAGGUUAAACCAAGUACCGCAGGCAACGUUGUUACCUCGAUAUUGGAGCAAAGGAACAGUCUUCCCAUAGCCUCAGGCAAGGAUGCCAUCGUAAAUGAAAUCAAGUCGAAUAACGUAACAAUUCUUAUCGGCGAAACCGGUUCGGGGAAAACAACACAGGUCCCGCAGUAUUUGCUAGAAUCUGGAAUCUCCGGACAAGGCAUAAUUGCAGUCACUCAACCGCGCAAAGUGGCUGCUACUUCAUUGGCUGCAAGAGUCGCUGCAGAACAACGUGUCCCCGUUGGUGGUCUGGUUGGUUAUUCUGUCCGCUUCAACGAAGCGCAUUCCCCACAAACGCGCAUCAAAUAUGUUACUGACGGCAUGCUUGUCCGUGAGAUGCUUGGUGAUCCCUUCCUCACCAAAUACAGUGUUAUCAUUAUUGAUGAGGCGCACGAGCGAACUCUUCGCACCGAUUUGCUCAUUGCCAACCUCAAGAACAUUCUCAGAGUCAGGAACGCGACUGCGGACUCCAAAGGCAAAGCAACGACAGCGCGGUGGACCCCGUUUAAGGUUGUAGUUAUGAGUGCUACUCUGGAUGCCGACAAGUUCAGCCAUUUUUUUGACAACGCCAAAGUCGUCUAUGUCAAAGGUCGUCAGCACCCUGUUACAAUAUGCCAUACGGCUGUCAGUCAACCUGACUACGUCGAUGCCGCUGUGCGGACUGUUUUCCAAAUCCAUACGGACAUGGAUCCAGGAGAUAUCCUGAUCUUUCUUCCAGGGCAAGAAGAUAUCGAAAGUCUGGAAAAGUCGCUGAAAAUGUACGCCGAUAGGUUACCAAAAGGAUGUGAAGGGAUCGCCUUGUAUCCUAUGUAUGCCGCAUUACCUCCUAAACAACAAUCCAAAAUUUUCGCCCCAGCGCCACCUGGCACGAGGAAGUGCAUUCUAGCCACCAACAUUGCUGAGACUUCCAUCACGAUCCCUGGCAUAAAGUAUGUAAUUGAUACUGGUAAGUGUAAAGAGAAGCGCUAUGUCGCGCGCGAAACUGGAGCAGGCUUUGACACUUUACUGACACGAGAUAUCACAAAAUCGUCUGCCAUGCAGCGCGCGGGUCGUGCGGGUCGAGAGGGCAGCGGGAUGUGUUUCCGUCUUUACACAGAAGAAUCAUUCAAGACCAUGCCUGAUUCCGCUGAGCCCGAGAUACGGCGUUGCUCGUUGACGUCGAGUCUGCUGCAGCUCAAAUGUCUCGGCCAAGACCUAGAGCAAUUGGAUUUUAUGGAUAAACCAGACCAGGAAGCUAUUGGAGCGGCGCUAAAGACGCUGUUCCUCUUGGGUGCUAUUGACAGCCAAAAACGGUUAACUCCCCUUGGCAGAGACAUAGCAACAUUUCCCCUUGAGCCCGAUCUUGCUCGCGCUCUCAUCGCAUCUAAAGAGUUUGGUUGCACUCUCGAAAUCAUCGAUAUUCUCUCAGUGUUGUCAGCUUCAUCCAAGCUGUUUUUUGAUCUGGCUGAUGAGCGCGAAGUCGCUUCAGAGGCGCGGCAGAAAUUCAGGCAUCCAAGCGGAGACCACAUGACGACUUUGCAUGUCGUUAGGUCGUAUCUAGAAAUUGCGGUUUCGGAGAGUAAGGUUAAUCGGCGGGAGUGGUGCAGGAAGCAGUAUGUGAAUGAUCGAUGUCUUGUCGAGGCGAUGGAUAUUCGAAGCCAGCUGCGUGACGUCUGCGAGCGUAUGCAAAUUGAUUGGCAUAGUUCGUGCGGAGCUGACGAUCAAGCUGUGCUGAAGAGUCUGGUACGCGGACUCAUUCAACACGCUGCUUUUCUACAGCCUGACGGAUCGUACAAACAACUUAUGGGUCCAUCGGUUGUCAAAGUUCAUCCUUCCUCAUCUCUGUGUGACAAAAAAGUUCCGGCUAUUAUCUACGAUGAAUUGCAGCCAGUCGCGCUCGCGCUGCUGUGUGUGGCCUGUGACGGCGCGUCGGGAAGCGCGUCUGUACUGAUUUGGUCCAACCUCCAUGAGCUUGCGGCCAUGAACGCCAACCAUUGGUAUCCUCCUCAGUCGAGCAGGUAUCACCAGCAGUACUCGUCUCCAUCGACCCCUGUGGCUAGGGUGACCUCUGAUGCUGUACAAGAUGGGCACGGGCUGCUCGCCGUGUACCCCUUCGCCUCUGCCACCCCUACUACGCACGUCGCGAGACAUUUAAGCAACUUGUCUAUUUCAGCUGCUGCGCCGUCGUAUCUGCAAGCAUACCCUCCUUCUGCCUCUGUUCCUUCAUACCCUCAAGCUCAUUUCCCUGUAUCUGGGGAGUAUGCUGCAGAGUUGAACCACCUUGCUUCUUCUUCUGUUCCUACCUAUGACGGAGGCUAUUGGGAGUCCGCACGGAAUGAUGCAGUUAGAUAUCUAGGAGAGCAGGAAUACGACUACUCAUAUUAUCAACCUUCAACCCUUUGGCCGCAAUCGUACACAAGCUCAAGCGCGUACCAGACCACCCCAUUUGCACAGUCUGUAUUUCAGUACUCAUCUCCAUCCACCUCAUAUCCUACGCCCCCACCUGCGAGUAUUAGCACCUCUUUUUCAUCGCUUGCACAUGCUCUUGGAGAUCCUAUUCCAAAGCCUGCGAAAACAGCCCACAGACCAAAUGAGUCGAAGAAGUUCUUUGACGACUUUCUAGCGCGUUCGAGUACAGAAAUGUCGUCGUCUAACGUCACGGUCAACCCACAAUCGACGCCGCAUCGCCCACAAGCUCCUACAAAAGUCGAAGAGAGCCCUGACCCGUUGGCUCUUCCUUCGUUGAGUCCUCAGAGAUCUGUCCGCAUUACUCAGACAUCGCGAAAGCGAAAGGUAGCAGUAGCACUGGAAUCCCCAACUCUCAAACGAAGACAGGUCGUGAACGGGUCGUCAUCACAACUUUUUCAGUCGCAGUCAUCGAAGGCUGGUCGCAGCACAUUGGGCAGCUCACCUGCAAAAUCUCAAGGUAGCCCGACUCCUAAGAAGAAGUUGGAACCAUUUAUCGAUGUACCUCCUCUGCCUCAACUUUAUCACACUCCAACAUCUCGGAGACACAGCCACUUGGAAUCUCACACGCCGCUUACGAACGGAAUUAGCAGAAACAAAGGCAAAGGAAGGGCUGUCGAAGACGAAGAUCUUGGUGGGUUUGGAACUGAGGAAGAUGAAGGUCCACCUAUGAGUCAAAGCUCUGGACUGGGCCGAAGUGUGAAAUCAUCAGGUAGAAGGGCUACUGGGGAACGGGACGAUAGAGCUCCCAUCGAGAAGUUUACGACGUUGCUCGAAGAUAUUUUCGAAGCAGAGGACGCGUUACCCGCAGAUGCGAGCGUGGGCCAUUUACCGUCAGAAUUUUUCUCACCUCACACCAUUGAAGGCGCGCACCCCCAUCUCAACUCAGGCGUCAUUCGCAAAUUAUGCAAUUAUAUCACCAAAGUUGCUCGCCCGAGUAAACGACUAAGGCUCUCCUCACGUGAGAGUAAUAUAGGCGGGGUCACUCCACGAUCGCGAGGCGGUAUGGCAGACCUUGACAUGACCGUCUUGUCGAGAAUACUCAAAAUACUCGACCGGAGCGCGAAAGCUGGACAAGACCUUGACCCAUUUGGCUCCGGUAUAUUGGGUAUAUCUAAUUUGCUGGAACCUGGAAGAGACCGAGGCGGGUUGAAGAAAGGUGGCAAAAACAAUAAGAAGAGCACAGAAGGCGAUGUGAAACGAGCUACGUCCCAGACACCAAAACCAGCCGGGGAUGUUGCUUCCGCGGACGAUAAUAUGCGUAGUAUUGAUGAUGAGCAGACCAGCAUGCAAGAGUUAGCUGACUCAGAUCUUGACGCGUUAACUCGACAGCUUGAUAUUGCCAUGGAAAGUGUUCUGGCGGCGGAUUGCUGCAUUGCAGUAUUGAGCAGCGAUAGGUUACCCAAGCAGUUAUACUCUGAGGAACUCAUCACCGUUUGUCUGAAUACCGUUAAAAAUCAGCUGACGAAGAUUGUCUAUCCUUUCGUCGAAGCUCCCAAUGAUCUUCAUAAUCAACCGCCUCUUCUGCGUCAUGUCAUCCACCCUUCGUCUCGCGACAGCAAUCAUCGACGGCAGUUGGCUGAGCUAUUCCAAGCCAUAUCUUCCGCCAUUCCCCGCAUAAACGAUCUAAUCUGUACCGAUAAACACACAAUGUCCGAAACUAUAAUCAUCCAGGCUGUAUAUAUCGCCAUUGGUCCAUUCUUUGUCGUUGAAGUUGGAGGCGAAAGCGAAGGUAAGGGUAAGAAAGACAAUGCUGUUCUGAACACUCUGGGAAGCAGUGCAUUGAGAGGGCUGAGACUUGACGCCCUUGCGCUGAUUAGAAAUAUAUUUGCCAACCAUGAGGAACAGCGGGGAUGGAUUAUUGAGGAGAUAUUAUCGUCCUUGAUCAGGCUCUCUGACAAUAAGCAGAGAGUGGGCCAGUUCCGUCUUCGUGAUGGGCGCUCAAUUCGCACCGUCUCCGCUUUGCUUCUCCAGCUAGUGCAGACGUCAGCUCAUGACGUUCGUGUGGAGGCUCGCUCGCUGAGAAAGGCGCGCGACCAGGCUCUUGCAAUCCGCCGUCAAAGCUCUUUUGGUGACAAGCAAGGAGGGCCGUUCCUUGACGAGAAGGAUCUCGAGGAGAUUCGCUUGUAUAUGUCCGGGUUAGAUUCUGCAACGAAAGCGGCCAAAACGAUCAUUAUAUUCCUUACUCAACGAUCCGGCAAGAGCAAAGUCACCAAGAAUGCUAAUGAAGCAGAAUACCGUGCUAUUCUGGAUAGUCUCGUCUCUGAUUUGCUUACCGUGCUCUUCUGGCCAGAGUGGCCUGCGGCAAGUCUUCUCCUAAGUAUAAUCUGCAAGUUCAUGGUUUCCUCGCUCGACGACGUGAAGUCAACAACCCAGGGUGACAAUAACGCUAUCAAAACUAUAGCGCUUGACCAUCUAGGGGUCAUUGCAGCGCGCUUACGAUCAGCAACGCUUAAAUUCCAGUCAGAUCAUGGUGAUCCCAAUAAGCGGCUUAAAUCGUUAGAUGAGAUUAUGUCGGUUGUUGACAUGACGGAAUUGGAGGGCUUGGUUUAUGCGCACCAAGACCUUGCCGCUCAUUUAUCAAGACGUGCCGGAGAAGAUCAGGCUUUCAAUAGUGCUCGUGAACUAACGGCCGUCAUCUGGGGUCAAGAGCUCGUUUUUGCACUGCAACAAUGCGGGGGCAUAAUUACGGAAUCAGGAGAACAUUUGGAUGCUAAAGUUGAUCGUAGUAUGGUGCUCCCUUUCGGUCAACAGGUGAAAAAGGCUCUUCGACGGAUUUGGGAUGAUUCAUCAGCUGAUGUUUUUGAUGUUGGGACUUCCCAGGAUGAAGUUGUGCGGAUUGAUCGACUGUCGGAGGAAAUCGGGACCAUCCAAAGCUUCAAGAACUCGUUUAUUCCCAUUCUCAAUGUGGUGCUACAGUCACUCGAUGCGCCUCCUGUUUUCAUGCGUACAAAGGCACUGAAAGCUUUAGGUCAAAUAGUUACAAGCGACCCAAGUAUCUUAUCGACUCACAACGUGCGCAGGGCGAUUGAGAAUCAUCUCUUGGAUAGUUCUUCUGCCGUUCGCGACGCUGCCGUUGAAUUGAUCGGAAAGUAUAUGAUUGAUUCUCCCAAAUUUGCGGCGGACUAUUUCCCCAAAAUCGCAGAGCGCAUUGCGGACACUGGACUGGGUGUCCGGAAACGAGUGAUCAAAUUACUUAAGUCAUACUACACAGUGACUGAUGAUAGAAUGCGACGUAUUGACAUAUGCACCCGAAUUGUACUCCGAAUGCUAGAUGAAGAUGACACCGUCAAGGAUUUGGCUAUCAAGACGAUGGAAGAACUGUGGUUUCAAUCCGCCCUGGCAACAGUAUUGAGGGGCAGGAAUACCGCCAUGAUUAGUGACAAACCACAGCUACUGUCCAAAGUGACCAUCAUUAUGGGCGUUGCAGGUCAUUUUAAAGACCGACAAUCUCCUUUGGAAGAUUUGUUGCAUCACAUCAUGGCUGACAAGGAAGGCCCUGAUGCAUCCGGUCUACAUGAGCGAUACGCUGAAAUAUGCGAAACGCUGAUCGAAGGACUAGUAGAUGCUACCGACCUACCUGGUUUCACUGUCGUCAACUGCGUGCGGACAAUUCAUCUGUUCACUUCUGCCUAUCCAGCGGUGCUAUCGGGGGCCAAUGCAUCAACAUUGCUGCCAUAUCUAAAGAACGCAACUUCGAUGGAAGAGCAGAUCACCUCCGAUUAUUUGCUACGAAUAUUCAGAGCAUCAAUUCCUUACAUGCCCAAGACGGCAGCAAAGUUCGGCCAAGAGCUCCAGCUUGCGCUGCAGCCAAUGAUCAUUAAACCUUCAGCCUCAGCUGGACUAUUGGGUCUUCAAGAGACGGUUGCAUGCAUGUGUGCCAUCGUUCAGCACAUCACGCACGAUUUCGGCCGUUUAGUGGCCUUACUGAGGUCCUGUAACGCGCGUCUGCAGCAAGCAAUCAGUAAAUCUUCGACAACAAUGACUGCCCCUGAGCAGCGGGCAUUGUCCAUCCUCCUCUUCAUUAUAUCACUAUUGUGCGAACACUCCAAAUUCGAUCAGAUCAGGAUAGAACAUGAGACCCUCCGUGCCGAGAUCGACAGCAUCACCAAGGGGUCAAUAAUUGAACACGUAUAUUGGAGCUUGUUGAGCCUAUAUAACAAGUAUGGCGAUGCUGGACUCAGAGGCCGUAUAUUGCAAUGUCUCGGUUUCCUCUUCCGUGCACAGCCUGCUCUGAUGACGACGGAUGCAUCGGCAAAUAUCAUGGAUGCUAUUUUCGCGUCGCCUGAGGAAGAGGCUCGUGGUCGACUGCUCAAGAUUAUGCAGGAAUUCCUCAUGUCUGAAGCAGCGAAACAUGCAGCGAAAGAAAAAGCGAGCGCAAAGCUGAAGGGCGCCAUCGGCGACGUGAACAUGGAUGAACUUGUAGGCAACACCGACGGAUUUGCUGAAUCAGGAGUCAGCUCGGCUGUCGUCCAGCGCUAUCUUGAUCCCAUUGUACAGGCUGCAUUGGCGCCUAAUCCGCAAACCCAAGCUGCCGCCGUCGACAUUCUGAGCUUUACAAUCAAACAAGGCCUUGCGCACCCCUUGCAGUCUUUCCCAGUCAUCGUCGCGCUGGAAACCAGCCCAAACUCGUCGCUGAGCACGCGUGCAAGUGCGCUGCAUUCGAUUCUGCACAGCAAGCACACCUCGCUGCUCAAUGCUCGCUACGUCGUGAGCGCGCGUGCGUCGUUUGACUACCAGAAGCGCCUUCUCCCUGGCAAGGUCCAAGGGUAUCGCAACCCGGCUGCACCGACGGCGUUACUGCAGCGGUGGUAUGGGCUUGUCCGAGAAAAACGGGCCACGCGGCAGGAUUUUCUCAAAGCCCUGGUGAAGGUAUUUGACAUUGAAUUAAAUGCACAGUCGACGCAGGAUGACGUGGACUUUAUCCGGUAUAUGGCAGAGAACUUUUCUACGUUCGAGUACAAGACGCAAGAGGAGGUGCUGACGGUGCUCAAGUACCUGACGGGGGUGCUCUCGACAACAGGGAUGCAGCUGGUCGAGACGCUGUCCCCGCAACAUCUCCUGACUCAGCUGCACGCGCCAUCAGAAGGGAACGCCCAGGAGCAGGCUCUGGCCCCUGUCGUGGUAUCUCCCCCUGGCGAUGUGGAGGAGCGGCUUCCGCUGAUGCGGACCUCGGUAGUGGUGGCGAUGAUCGUGCUGCUCAAGGCGCAUCUCAAGGCGCUGUACGGCAUCUCGGAAGAGAAAUGCGCAAAGUGGGUCGUGGGGAAGAAGAGCGCGGUGGGCGAUAGGCCGGCGACGCGGAGGAACGAGCAGCCCAUAUCAUGGGAUCGUCUGCCGUUCGCGGCCGCGCCACUGCUCACGAGCGCCGACCUUGACGCACAGCGCACAAGGUUUCUCGAAAUCUGGUACGAAGACGGGCUGACUGCUGAGCCCGAGGACGAUCUCACAUGA
Fibroporia radiculosa is the source of this 8142-nucleotide messenger RNA. RefSeq lists its product as uncharacterized. Bases 1 to 8142 code for a protein of 2713 amino acids. The record is from RefSeq and is a predicted model, not a curated record. The transcript is spliced from 41 exons. Gene Ontology annotation, molecular function: ATP binding; chromatin binding; nucleic acid binding. Lineage: Eukaryota; Fungi; Basidiomycota; Agaricomycetes; Polyporales; Fibroporiaceae. Gene Ontology annotation, biological process: replication-born double-strand break repair via sister chromatid exchange; regulation of gene expression; establishment of mitotic sister chromatid cohesion. Gene Ontology annotation, cellular component: Scc2-Scc4 cohesin loading complex.